Aspergillus heteromorphus CBS 117.55 is the source of this 2349-nucleotide messenger RNA. It is a transcript of the gene somA, whose product is annotated as putative cAMP-dependent protein kinase pathway protein (Som1). The record is from RefSeq and is a predicted model, not a curated record. Gene Ontology annotation, biological process: positive regulation of transcription by RNA polymerase II. The coding region runs from base 1 to 2349 and encodes 782 amino acids. Gene Ontology annotation, cellular component: nucleus. The transcript has 5 exons. Gene Ontology annotation, molecular function: protein binding. NCBI's taxonomy places the organism in Eukaryota, Fungi, Ascomycota, Eurotiomycetes, Eurotiales, Aspergillaceae.
AUGAAUCCCGGUGCAGGAGGCCCCGUGGGGGGUGUCCCGAUGAUGAACAACGGUUCUGCGGCCCCCCGUAAUGAUCCUAACAUCAACAACAUACCUGAAACGAUGAUCAACAACUUGAACACUUAUAUCUACGAUUACUUCCUGAAGCGCGGGUACCAUGAAUGUGCUAGGGCGCUUGUGAAGGACGAUUCUAUUAAACUUAAUACCGAGCCACCUAUAAAGACGAGUCCGGGUCACCGUCGCGACGCUGACGUGAAUGGUGUUGAUGGUGAUGCGAUGAUGACGGAUGGAAAGGAUGGCGACAGACUCAAGAUCCCAGAUGAUCUCCCUCGCCCAAACCUCACUAGUGAAGGACAGCAGUCCUCCUUCCUCCUUGACUGGUUCAGCCUAUUUUGGGAUUUCUUCUGGGCCCAGCGCAAGAAAGGGAACAGUGCUGACGUAAGGCAAUACCUCUCACACACUCAGAAUAUAAUGCGCCUCAGAGAACAACAUCAAAGUCAAUUAUUACGGCAACAGCCGCUGAUGCCUGGACAGAUGGGUCAAAUGAAUAUGCGCCGGCCCGGCUUGGUGCCCCCUAAUCUUCAGAAGACCGUUCUGCAGAACAACACCUCUGGCCUGUCCCAGCAACAACUAGCUCAGCUCCAUAAAAACCAGCAGGCUCAGAUGAUGCAGAUGCAGCGAGAACAAUCGGAAAUCGAUAUGAACGGCCAUCGACCUCAAUCUCCAGCAUCCGCGGAGAAUGCUCCGUCCCCGUCGAAACGGCCUCGCCUCGAAGGUGGCCCCAUGAACGGUCAGCAGCUGGCACCCAACGGACGCGGUCAGCCCCAGGGUAUGCCCGGCCAGCCGGCCCCGCCAACGCUUUUGAUGGGGAACGGGAUCACUCGGACGAUGAACCCCAGUCAGUAUCAGACUUUCUCGCAGUCGGGACCUGCUGCGCAGCAGAAACAAAUGCAGGUAUAUGCUCAGAACUUGGCCAUUCAUCACACACGCUCAGCAUUGACAAACCAGGGCAUGCCGAAUGGUAUGAUGAAUCCCGGUGUCAUGCCGAACCCGACGGACAUGGUGCCCAUGCCAGAUGGCCAGGUGUAUCCCAUGAACGGCGACUACUAUGGCUCGAAUGGUCAAAUGGCCCAGGUUCGGACGGGGAUGCAGACACCUGGCGGUCAGCACGGUAACCAUGCUCUCCAAGAUUAUCAGAUGCAACUUAUGCUGCUUGAACAGCAGAAUAAGCGGCGCUUGAUGAUGGCUCGUCAGGAGCAGGACAGCAUGGCCCGGCCUGACGGCCAGCCCCCAAUGCCUGGGCAGCAGCAGUUGCCACCAGGCACCUCGCCCCAAGGCAGCAGGGCGGGCACAUCGCCGAAUCCCAACGACCAAAUGAAGAGGGGCACCCCGAAGAUGCCCUCGACCGGACUUCCCGGCUCCCCAAGCGCUGCCGACGCCAUGGCCCAGAGUCGCGGAUCCCCGGCAUCCAUGAAUUUCGCUGGUGGUCAGAUGCCCCCCGAAAUGGCUGGCCCCCAGUUCUUCGUGAAGGGCAUGCCUGAGGGUAUGCCCGGCCCCAACGGAAUGCGACCUCCAAGCUCCAACCCCGCGUUCAGCGCUCCCCAGAUGGGCCAACCGAUCCCUGCCGGUGCUGGAAACCGGGUGCCGACUGGAGGCUGGCAACCGCAGCCGGGCGCUCAGGGUCAGCCUAUGGCACCGCAACAAUCGCCCGUACCCCAACCGCAGACCACUGGAACCCCCCAGGAGAGGAACGCGAUGCCGCCCCCCCAGGCCCCACCGGCGGCUGGUGCCAACGUUGGUCGGACUCAGCCCCCAUCUCCCCAAGCGGGAGCUGCUCCGCCGACCCCCCAGCAGGCCAACAAGCCGGCCCCGAAGUCCAAGAAGGAUUCUAAGGACAACCGGAAGCGACCUUCGAAGAAGGCGACGAGCGCCGCCGCCGCCGCCGCCGCGGCGACGGCGAACACGGCAGCCACGCCCUCUUCCGAAGCAGAGCAUCCGCCUACCCCGACUCCCUCGACUCCGAUCACCCCCCAGCAUCCGAACUCGUUCAACAAGGCCGGUGCAAAUGCUACAACUAGUGCUCCGCAGCAGCCGACGUCAGCUCCCGCACCGCCGCCUCUUGUCCAGCAGCCGCCUGAUCAGACUCAGCAACCAUUCGGCGACAUGACCAUCCCUGAUGCAUCUGCUUUCAACCUCGAUUUCAGCGCACUAGAAAACCCGGAUAUCCUGGAGAACUUCGACUUCGAUACAUUCCUCAACACGGAUGCAGAUACCGCUGGGUUUGGAUUCGACCCCAACAUAUCGUAUCCUACCGAUGGUGUUGAGACCGGUGCCGGUGACGGCUUGUGA